Molecule: messenger RNA, 3839 nt
Organism: Drosophila pseudoobscura
Lineage: Eukaryota; Metazoa; Arthropoda; Insecta; Diptera; Drosophilidae
Gene: dpr18
Product: defective proboscis extension response 18
Exons: 8
Coding region: 1291-3078 (595 amino acids)
Biological process (GO): synapse organization
Cellular component (GO): neuron projection membrane
Source: RefSeq, a predicted model, not a curated record
AAAGAGAGCAGAUGUGGUGACGACGUCAGCUUAUUCCUUAUUCCUCUUGGACCGUCGAUUCUAACUAAGAGAGGAGAGAACCAAGCCUCAGCGAUCGACGCCUGACAUUCGGUGGCGAUUCUCUUCCCAUUCAAGCUAAAACAGAGACUGUUUUUAAGCAGAUCUUAUAUUAAAUGUUAAAUAAAUACCACAACUGGUCUCAAAUCAACGGCAGUGCUGUUUCCCACUCCGAAAGCUCUGGCAAAAGACUCAACGGGGAACAGGGAACAAAAUAAUUUCCCUGCUUCUGCACAAAGCUCGGCGGGGCUUUGGGACACACGCUGUGGGGAAGUGUGGUGAGCAGCGGCCAUGGAGUGAGUGCUCCAUUGAGUGAGUCGUUUUGGGGAGUCGAGUGUGCAGAGCGGCAUGCUUCCACUCACAGCGAUUGGAGCUUGUUCAUUUGGAUGCUUGGCGAGGACUCUGUAAUUUUUGCGAACGCUAUAACUGUUUUCAAGGAUAGGCGAUGCCCACGUGCUGGCUGGGGAGCACGCAAGAAUAAAAAACGCACAGCCAUCGCACGGCGACGACUUCGUCAAUAGUCGCCAAUCGUCAAUCGUCAAUCGUAUCGUCCUUUCGUCCCGUCGCGGUUCGUUCUCGUGGUCGCUGUCACCCUUUAAGGCAGUUUCGGAAUCAGAGCCAUGGCGGAGCCCCCCCCCCCCCCACCCUCCCUCCGUUCGAGGUUCGCUGACGAUGUGAUUCUCUCUCGCUGGGAAAUUCUUGCCUAAAAUGCACAAAUCAACUAAAUGAAUCAACAAAUGCCGACACCGACACCGACACCGAUGAUGCCCAAAGCCUGAGAACUAAACAGAGCCCGCACUGUGCUUUUUUUUGGUGUGUUUUUUGUGUAAUGACAAACCAAGUGCCAGUGCUGUGAGCCUGGAGCAAGGAUAAACCAAAGUACGCGCUUUUCUAAUCGCUUUAGCCCUUGGGCCCCCCCAGCCAUCCUGUGCCCGGAAUGGAAUAUAUUCGAACGAGUGUCUAAGUACUUGUAAAAGUCGCCUUCGCAAGGGUAAUUUGAAUGAUACCAGGUCCCUCGAAAGGGGAGCAUCCUUGGGGGAGCAUCUGCAACAUCAACAACAUCAAGUGCUGGAUAAACUUUUCGCUUUCGCCAGCCAACAACCGAGAACGGAGACCAGAGACCGGAGAACGGCGAACGGAGAACGCCUAGCAGCUGCGUUUUUGUUAGAAUAAAAUGAAGGUUUCUGAUUUCUAUCGAGCACAUUCUGCAAGUCACGUCAGCCCGUGCAAAGGAUGAGGCGUCCAAGAGUACUAUAUAGGGCAUCAUCAUCAGCAUCAAACGCGGCCCAGACCCAGACCCAGACCCAGAUACGGACCCGGACCCGGACCCGGACCCGGACCCAGUCGUCGCAUCCCCAUACUCGUCUCCAGACGACGACGGGCCUAAGUCUCAUCCGGCUGCUCGCCGUUGUCUCGGUAAUUGGAUCGCAGUUUCAUUCUGCUCUGGGCACUGGCACUGGGACAGGCACUGGCACAGCGAGCGUCGAGCCGGCGGCCUCCACCACAGCGAGCGCACAGAACAGCAGCAGCAGCGGCGGCGGCGGCGGCAGCAGCGGCAGCCGUCGAGCCGAGAAUAAUAAUUUAUUUUUUGAUGACCAUAAUACAACUAAGGCAAUAUCAUCAGCCGCUGUUGGCCCGUCAGCAGCAACCAGCACAACCCUUUACGUAUCCCAGACCGGGCCCCAGUCGCAGUCUCAGGGGCAGGGGCAGGGGCAGGCCCAAAUGCCAUCGAAAACGACGGACACGCCGCACCCAGCAGCACACUUUGCCGUACCCACAGGACUGAAGCAGGCAGCGUACGCCGUGAAAACACCAGACAGCAGCAAUGAGAUUAGCCAUAGCGCACCAAUCAAAAAUUUAAUUACCAGCCUUGAGCGCCCUGGGACAACAGACGUGCUGCCACCGACAACAGUGGCUGUGGCUGUGGCUGUGGCAGAGGCAGAGGCAGCACUGGCAGUAGCAACAACAAAAAGCGCCAGGAGCACCGUUAAGCAACCCAUCGACUCCACACGAUCCCGGAACCAUUGGACAGUGGGAGGCUCCGCUGGCCAUGAGACGGAGAGGCCACGCACCUUUCGCAGCAAGCACCAUCAUGAGCACCACUGGGGGCCCUUUUUCGAGGAACCAAUCAGCUCGGUGGCCGCCGGGGAGAGCCUCAUCUCCGCCGUGCACCUGUUCACCGAGGCGGUGCUCAACUGUCGCGUAGGCAUGCUCAAGGACAAGACGGUCAUGUGGGUCAGACGCACCACCGAAAAGGUGUCGCUGCUCACGGUCGGCAAUGUCACGUACAGCGGAGAUCCGCGGAUUCGCGUCAAGUUCCAGUACCCGAACAACUGGCGAUUGCUGAUAAAUCCCACACAGCGGGAAGAUGCCGGUAUCUACAUGUGUCAGGUAUCCACCCAUCCGCCGCGGGUGUUUACCACCAACCUAACCGUUUUGGAGCCCCCUUUAAGGAUAAUUGAUGAGCAUGAACGGGAUGUGGGCGACCGAUACUACAAGUCGGGGAGUACCGUGGAUCUGCAAUGCCAAAUAUCGCGCAACUUUUUCCAAAAGGAACGUUACAACAUACUCAAGUCAAGCGAUCAUCCAGCCACACCCAAAUUACUCUCGAACGAGACGGCCAAUGAACUAAAUCUGAUCGGUGACACAAACCAAACUCAACUGAAACUAACCAGCCAGGAGCUGGAGAAAUACUUUACAAAGUUUAUUACAUGGGCCAAGGACGAAGAACCACUCCAACCACUGACCAAUAAACGCUCAAGCGUAUCUGAAAAAUGGCUAACUAGUCGCAUCUCCAUUGAAGAUGCAAAGAUCUCCGAUAGUGGAAACUAUUCCUGUUCCCUUGGCAGACUAUUUACUGUAAUUGUCCAGGUACAAGUUCUUACAGGGGAAUUACCCGCUGCUGUCCAACACAACUUGGCGCCCAGAUCCGAAGGCUUUUGGUGUCUCCUUCUAAUGCCAAUUGCUUUCCACUUCGUACUUCGUAGACGACAUCUUGACAUUAGUAUGACGAGUGCUUAAGAUGACGAGAAUCAGACAUUGAUUGGAUUUCCACACACCGUUUACCUAGUAAAUAAUGUAUGUAAUACUUUCGGAUAACUUUCGUGUGUGUAAAACAGUAACAGUAACUGGCUACUUGUCCAAACCCAUAUUCAUAUAAACAAUAGGAUUUUAUAUAUCAAUUUACAUGGCAUUACGCUUAUGUCAGGAUCUCUCUUUCGGCCUUCGCGUUCUUCUCCUUUACAAAACAAGAUUAGGAAGAACUUGAUGUGAAGUCUGUGUAUCAGUUUCCCCUCCCAACACCCAACACCCCUUGCCACACCUUAUCAUAUAUUGUACUUCGAAUGUAUUAGCUUUAUUUAAAGUAAAACCAAAAAAUGAAGAAAGUACAGCCUUUAGGUAUGCAAUUUUGUACAAAUUCAGUGAGCUUAAGAAGGAUUUAUUUUGUUUUGUUCUUGUGAUGUUUUGUCUUAGUUAUGAAUCAUACAACAAAUUUAACGAUGUGAUUUCGUUCAGUAAUUAUGUAAAUACAUAUUGUAAAAUUGGUAAGGUUAAAUGCAUGAUUUACAAAUGUUAUCCUUAUACGGUUUGAUUAUUGUUCUCCUUUCACAAAUCAUGUUGAUUAUGUAUAGUUAAAUCCUUGUAAUUAAUCGGGAGGCAUUCUACAGGAUCCCCAAAACAAACAAAUAUUGUUAAACUGAAGUCAUUGUGUAAUUAAUUAUUAUUGAAUGAGUAAAUCAAAAUACUUUCAAAUAUACGAACCAUUAAUAUAAAUUAUCGUA